GAGAGAGAGAGAGAGAGAGAGAGAGAGAGAGAAUCGGAAACCAAGCAUAUAACAGUCAUUGAUUCGGAGGUGAUCAAGGUGGGCUGGUGAUCGAUCGAUCACUAAUAUCGGGAUCGGUCGAUCCGGAAUCGAGGAGAGCGAGAGACGUGCGAUCUUGGUCCCAGGGUUGCUUGGAUGACACUAGAGUGCUACACGUUGCUGAUCGAAGAAGAGUCAGUGUACGGUGGUCUUAGGACAUUCGGUAUCCGCUGGAUUCCAGAAAGACUACACGGAGUCGCGGAAGACUUACGAUAGAUCAUCAAACUCGAAAGCAGUCGCGUUAUAUGAACAUGUCAUCCUUACGAACGCAGUCGACCGGCGGCGGCGGUGUUCUCGGUUUGAGUAGCGUCGGUUCCGAUCGUACAGGCGCGGCUUCGACCGCCGUCGGUUCCCAUUCGCAUUCCCAUUCGCACAGGAAGCAUCAUCAUCACCACAGGAGCAGAAGCGCGCCCCGAGCACCGGAGAAACCGCCCAGAAAGCGUCACCUAAAUCCCGGACAGAGUCUCGCCUCUAUUCCCAGUCAGAUCAAGUUGUCUAUGCUGAACAGCGGCCUCAUCUCCUUCGGUGAGACAACUCGCGAUCCCGUUUUCCUUAAUGAAUUACCUAACUGUCGUCUUCAUCAGAUUAAUGCCGCAGAUAAUACUGACGUUUAA
Molecule: messenger RNA, 692 nt
Organism: Cyphomyrmex costatus
Lineage: Eukaryota; Metazoa; Arthropoda; Insecta; Hymenoptera; Formicidae
Exons: 2
Coding region: 324-692 (122 amino acids)
Source: RefSeq, a predicted model, not a curated record